This is a messenger RNA of Heterostelium album PN500, 1371 nucleotides long. RefSeq lists its product as uncharacterized. Lineage: Eukaryota; Evosea; Eumycetozoa; Acytosteliales; Acytosteliaceae. The transcript has 2 exons. The record is from RefSeq and is a predicted model, not a curated record. Bases 1 to 1371 code for a protein of 456 amino acids.
AUGAAUAACAAUUUAAAAAUUGGAAGGGUUACUAUUGGUGCCAAUAAACCACCAAUAAAUAGUAGUUCUCAACAACAACAACAACACACUGUAUCUUCUAACAAUACAACAACCACCACAAACACACCACCACUUUCACCAAAAUUACCAAAAGAUGACAGUUCUUCAAAAACACAAUUAACACCUCUGGCAAACUCGAACAGUAUAUCAAGUGAAGUAACAAAUGAGUUAACAACAACUAAUUCAAAUUCAAGCACAAAAACAAAUAUAAACACAAACACAACUACGAAACAAUCAACCAUUUCCUCACUUCCACCACCACCACCAUCACCAGUUUCACAAAGCUCUCCAAAUGAAAACAGUAUCAGUACUAAUAAUAAUAAUAAUAGUAGUAGUAGUAGUAAUAGUAAUAAUACAAAUAGUAGUUCACUACUAUCAACAUCAACAUCGUCAUCAUCAUCAUCAUCAUCACCUUUAAAUAAAUCACCAAAUACAUCAAAUAUAUCUGUAUCUUCUUCUUCUACUACCAAAUUAAAUCAGCAAACUUCAUCAGCAACAGCACAACACCACCACACAGGAACAGCGCCUCCUAAUCAUAACCAAUCAUUGUCAAGUAAUUCUAAAUCAGUAAGCAGUGGUAAUUUGGUAGGCGGACUUAGCAGAUCGAAUGGAACUGGUACUAUCUAUGGAAAGUCUACAGUUCCACUUGCCAAUGGUGAUCAGACCGUUAAGAUUGCAGGUACUCAAUCACGUAGUGCAACCGUUCUUCUCCACACAAUGGCAAAAUCAGCGGUUGGCAACAAUAAAUCAGAAGCCAACGAAAUCUACCAGCUGAUAGCAGAGCACAAGCUUACAGAGAAUGAGAUUUGGGGUGGUCAUCCGGAUCUCUUCCCUAUUCUAUUUCAAUUUCAACAUCAUUUUACAAACAACAAUACAGAUGCAUCGGGUGGUCAUGUAUUAACAAUUAAUAUGCCAGCGAAUUCCAGUGAGUUUGGUGAUGUUCGAAUGAGAACCUACAAGAUCAGUAAGAAGCUGACAGUUGCACAAACAGUGAAUCUCGUGUGUCGUAAGCAACAUGUAGCGGAUCCACGUCGUUUCAUGUUGGUUACUAUCCUUGGAUGUGUAUUGGACAACGAGCAACUCCUCUCUACCUAUGGUUUCGGAACAUUCUUUAGCUCUUGGGAGCUUUGUCUCAUCUCAAAGGAAGAAUACACCGGACAAAUCGAUGUAAAUCUGCCGCUUGAACAGGUUAGCGGUGAAUACGUCAUCGAUUUCAAACUACCACCACUCAAACAACUUCAAGGUCUGAAAAAGAAGCGAUUAAAAGUUGACUCCUCAAUCACCAUUUCCCAAUUAAAUCAACAAUCAUGA